Messenger RNA from Contarinia nasturtii (swede midge), 5546 nucleotides. RefSeq lists its product as uncharacterized. The transcript is spliced from 12 exons. Gene Ontology annotation, cellular component: synapse; cell surface; postsynaptic membrane. Bases 1484 to 5350 code for a protein of 1288 amino acids. Gene Ontology annotation, biological process: neuron cell-cell adhesion; presynaptic membrane assembly; synaptic vesicle endocytosis. NCBI's taxonomy places the organism in Eukaryota, Metazoa, Arthropoda, Insecta, Diptera, Cecidomyiidae. Gene Ontology annotation, molecular function: neurexin family protein binding; signaling receptor activity. The record is from RefSeq and is a predicted model, not a curated record.
GUUGAUGAUCAGUGCGCCGAACGAUCGGUUUACGUUACUUUAUUCAAAAAAAUUUCGUAAUUUAAAAUCGGACGAAAAAAAACUUUAAUUUCACUUCGUUCAAUACGAAUUCUUUGCAGUUCAAUGAGCAUAGUGAUUUGGCGACGAAAUGUAUGUCCAAAAGAAGUUAUACGACCAACAUCUACUUUCAAUGUCACGCUACACACAUCAAUCUAUAUUAUUAUUUUUAGCGAAACCAAAAUGAAAAACCCAAAAGUGAAUAGCUGGAAUUCUUGUGAAAAAUAGCACAAAAAAAAGAAAUUUAAAAAUAAACGGUCGAGUAUCGUGAAUUCGGUGACUAAUGAUGUAAGCGUGUUAGCGAGCAUGACAAUCCGUUCGCAUGUGUAAACACAAUCGUCAAUAAGUUUGUUUUGUUCAGUGAUUUGCCUGUUCUUAAAAGUUAAUGAAUUGAAAGAAACAUUUUCGAAAUUGAAAAGUAAGCUUGUUGAUGUUGAAACUCUUGAAUUGUCGGAAUUUAUCCUGUUAUUAUGUUACACUGGAGACGCAUCCAAAAAUGCCGAAGUAAUAAAGUAUUCAAAGUAUGAAGUGUGUGUGUGUGAAAAGUAGCUAAGAAAAAUGCCAAAAGUGAAAAUAUGCGUAUGAGGUUUCUUUCAAAUAAAUAAAGUGGAUUCCCCGAACACAAAAGGAUUCAAAUGAACUGUGUCAUUGGGAUUGAAACGAAUCACUCGAUAAAAGAGGGGAAAGAGAAGAAAACCACACAAUAUGCGUAAAGUAUUGAGUUUAAAAUUUGACGUAUGCAAUUGUAAAAUGUUCUUAGUGCCAAAAUCAGAAGCACCAAAAACUCUCAAGACAAUUUUAUUCGCAUAGUGAAAAAAAGAAGAGGAAGGCAAAUUUCUAUUUAAAAAACACUUUAAAAAUACUGUCGUUGACUUUGUGCAAGCGCACACGUGUGCGAAUGUGUGUUGUGUAUUCAAUUCAAAGUUCAGUAAACAUUUUUUUUUAUCUCUUCUGAUUCUUCUGUGAAAACAUCGACAGUGCUUGAGUGUAAAUCAGGGGAUUUUCCAACGCCGCCCACAGAUCAAUCAUUCGAAUGUAUUGGUUCGCAUUGAAUGUUUUGUAUUGAGUAAAUCAGCUGAAAAAUCAUGUGAUAAAUUCGUAUGUGAAUAUAUACGUUGAAUUGAAAUGUAUAACUGAUACAUGAUAUAUGAAUUGUAAGUGACAAAUAAAAAGUGAGUGAGUGAGUGAGAGACAUAGACUGAAUAGAGAUUCUCAUUGAUGCUCCCGAGGGAAACAUUCGAUAUAAUUAACGAUGAUAUUAUGUGAAAAGGAAUCUAGUGCAAGUGUAUUGUCGUCGUUGUGACGACUCAAAAAGAGAUGUAUCUUAAUUGAAUGAUUUAAGGAUAGCGUGCAUCCAACAAUAACGUGAAAAAGCAAAAAAAAAACAAAAGUUGGAAAAAGAAGAAGCAACGGAAACCACGUCAAUAUGAUAUCGUUGAGAGAAAUUUGUUGUUUAUUCAUGGUGAUGAUUAUAUUCAGCUGUUCAUUUUCAGCGAAUGGCAUGUUCAAUCGCGAUGACAUAAAAGCAACGGAUUUUCUGAAUCAGGUCAAAGAAAAUCCGUACAAAGUGCGAAAAACAAGAAACACAAAUGAUAAUGAAUAUUACGACGAUGAAUUUGUAAUGGAGGAUAUGAAAUUGGUGCAACAAGAUCAACCAGCAUUCGUUCGCCAAUCGAAAUUGUAUGGACAAAUGCAAAAGGAGUCACCAGUUUCACAAGAAAAUUUUGAAUCAAAACGACGUGGAAAUGCACUACUCUCAAAUUUACAAUUUACCAAAGAAGUAUGGAUAAAACAGGGCCGAUUAAAAGGUUUCGUACGAACCAUGCACCCACAAACUGGUUUGAAAAAUGUACGACAGUAUUUGGGCAUUCCAUAUGCAGCCGCUCCAAUCGGAAAUGCACGAUUCAUGCCACCAGGUGCGCCACCGCCAUGGAAUGGCUUGAAAAUAGCAGUUGAUUUGUCUCCAGUGUGUCCACAAAAUCUACCAUCGCUGAAUAAUAGUCAGCAACAUUUGACCACGGGCAGAUUUAACCAUUUGAAACGUUUAAUGCGAUACUUGCAAAAUGAAAGCGAAGAUUGUCUCUUUCUAAAUCUGUUUGUGCCCGAAUGGUCUGGCAUUGGUCCGAGACCUAUUUAUCCGGUUAUCGUGUUCGUUCAUGGUGAAUCAUAUGAAUGGAACAGUGGCAACGCCUACGAUGGCUCAAUCCUUUCAAGUUACGGUCAAGUUAUUGUGGUAACAUUGAAUUAUCGCCUCGGCAUUUUGGGUUUCCUUCAACCGGGAACAACGGGUCAAACGACAAGCAAUUUUGGAUUAUUGGAUCAAAUAGCUGCCUUACAAUGGGUAAAAGAAAAUAUUGCCGCAUUCGGCGGAGACGUUGGAUCAGUAACACUUAUGGGAUCGGGCACGGGUUCUGCUUGUAUCAAUCUAUUGAUGUUAUCCCCUGUUGCACAAAGUUUAUUUCAUCGAGCUAUUUUAAUGUCUGGAUCGGCGAUGGCUGAUUGGGCAAUAUCAAAUCAUCCACAACAAGCAACAAUGCAAGUGUUACAUAAACUGGAUUGUCCGAUGCGUGACGAUAACACAAUGUUAACAUGUUUACAACAAAAACGGUAUCAAGACAUUUUGAAAGUUCAAGUGUCAUCGCCCGAAUUCACAACUACGUUUGGUCCGAUUGUUGACAAAACCAUUGUUCCAAAUGAUCCACAGAAAAUGAUGCAACAUCAUGAAGGUGGAUUUAAAAGAUACGACAUUUUAUUUGGUGUAACCGAAAAUGAAUCCUACAACAGCAUCAAUGCAAUCGGCAUAAUGCAUGGAUUACUAGAAAGUGAACGUGAUGGUUAUUUGAGAUUUUAUAUGCAAAAUCGUUUCGAUCGACCAGAUGUUGUAAUGGAUUUGGCAUUGAAUACAUAUAAAGCAAAUAUUUGCACAAAUCCAAAGAAUCCAACGCCAGAGGAGAAUCGAGAUAUCGUACUGGAAAUAUUAUCGGAUGCACGUUUCGUUGCACCAUUGAUACAAACAGGCAACUAUCAUUCCAAGGCCAAUCCUCGUACAUACAUGUACCUUUUUAGUCACAUCAGCAAAGCGGGAGAUUAUCCAAAUUUAUCACAAAGCAUAGCUGGUGAAGAAUUACCAUAUGUAUUUGGUGCUCCACUGGCAUCGGCACGUCCAUUCCCAACAAGCUAUACACCACAUGAACGGCUGUUGAGUGAAGAGAUUAUGGUCUAUUGGACGAACUUUGCGAAAACCGGAAAUCCAAAGGCACCCGGUCGCGAUCAUUUUCUAAAUUUAGAUCCAUCAAAUUGGGACCAAUAUGAACUUGAUUGGAUACCAUUUUCAGCGAACAAUCCAAGCUAUUUAAAUAUUGGUAUACCGCCCGUUGUAUCAACCACGUUAUAUCGUCAACAGUAUAUGAAUUUUUGGAAUAAUAUUUUAAACGAUCAAAUGAAUGGUGAUGGAAAAUCAAUACAAAUGCCAUCCGAACAUUCGACCAUUGAAAAUACAUCAUUUAUGAAACCAUUAAUGCCACAUGUCAACUAUUUGGAAAAGUCCACAAUCAAUCCGAUACGAAAGCUACAGCAACUAUUAAACAGCGGACCAAAUCGAUCUGAUAUGUAUGCAACGCAAUCAACCGUUGAACCGCCACAAAUUUAUGAUGCCGUUACAGCGUCUGAAGGAAACACAUUUGUGCUUGGCGAUAAUCAAAUUAUCGUAAAAGCUGAUUCAACAUUGAAUGUUUUAAUUGCAAUGGUCAUCAUUUUUCUGGUCAUUAAUGUUAUAAUUAUAAGCAUUUAUUUGGUGCGACGAAAUUAUUUCAAAAAAAAUCUAAAACAAAAGCUCGAUAUUUUAUCGCUGGACGGAACGACAGACGAUGAUUUGAAACGGUCAAAUAAAUUCAAUGACGGCGAUGAGAGUUUCAUUUUGGACAUUGUACGACGGAAAAAUGAAUACGUACCCGUUAAACGUUAUCAUUCCCCCAUUAAUGGCUUUCUAUUGACACGUCAUUACAGUACGAGCACCGUUGAUACACAUACAAAGGUAUCCGAUUGGAUUUCGCACGAAGUCAAUCGACAGAGUCCACAUUUUCGAUCAAAAUCACCAUCAUUUUCAUUCGGUACAACGAAUCAAUUCUUUGGCAAAAAGACAGACGAUAUUAAUGGCAUUGAUAAUGGUGCACAAAUUGAACGACAACCCAUUGAGUUGAUGAAAUCAAAAUCGUUUGAAUUGAAUAGAAAGAAUGAAUUCACAUGCCAAGAAUUGGAUGAACGAAUGCCAAUGUUUGACAGAGUCAUUGCAUCGAAUGUAGAAAAUGCACCAGAAACAUCAACAUGCGUUCUACAAAUUGAACAUCGGCACACAAAUUCCGAUCCGGCUAAAAUGGCAAAACCAACAACAACAUUUGCACAAAAUCCAAAUGAAAAAGUGACCAGUUUUAUUGAAGAUGUUGUUGAUGUGAAUGUCACAUCACGCGAUGAAUGCGAUGGUGCACACUUUCCAUUGACACCAGAAGAAACAUUACAAAUCUAUCAAAUGCGAAAUUAUCCAAAAGUUUUACCAAAAUAUCCAUCAAAUCAAAACAGUGAAUAUGUGUCGUCGUCAUCAUUUAAAAGGCGUAGCAUGCCAUCGUUUCAGCACAUGAUAAAUACAUAUGCACGAGCACCGCCGGUUCCACCGCCCCGAACAACAUCAACGCUCGAUCGAAUGAUGGCAAUGCGUCGGUCGGACAGUAAUAAAAGUGAACCAUUGGUGCCGGUUAUGGCACAACCAAUUCCAGAAUCACCGGAAGAGCCGGAAACCAUUUCAAUAGCUGCACUUCAUGUUGGACCUUUAUUGCCGGGUUCAAAGGAGAAUUUAUAUUCAACAGUGAAACGAAAGAAAUUUACUCUUGAAGAUAAACAACCAUGCAUUAUUGCCGCUCAAAUUGAAACAGAAAGCGAACCAAUUCUGCUGAAGCCGUUGACUGAAGAAAAAUGCAAUGAAAUAGUAAAAGACACAGCUACACAACAACCAAAAUCAAUUAUGAAACGUCAGUUUUCACGACAAAGUUCAGCGGAUGGUGGUUCAAUAUCAGGCCAAGUAUUACCAACAAAAAUUCCCAUUUUAAGUCGAUUAGGUGCAUGCGGAAAGAGUAGCAGUAGUAAUAGCUCAAGUAGUUAUAGUGAUAAUAAGUCAAAUAGUGAUCCGAGUACUGAUGAUUCGGCCAAGGAUUUAAUUGCCGAAUUAGAUCGUUCGGCUGCCUCAAUUACAUCGUCCGUGGACACAUGCUCGAGCGCUGAAACAAUUAAGCAAAUAUUCUAACAGAGAGAAGAAAAAAGAAUGAAACACACAGGCUAACUUACUAUUAGAUUAAAUCAAUUGAAAUCAGUAUCACAUACGUAAUUAUAGAAUGGAUUAUAAUUGUGCGCAUCUUUAGUUUGGGCUCAAGAAUUUAUGUUUUAAUAAUUUACUUGAAUAACAAAAAAUUUCCUUUUGCAAUAAAUUUUCAUUUGGGUUU